Brettanomyces bruxellensis is the source of this 1572-nucleotide messenger RNA. RefSeq lists its product as uncharacterized. NCBI's taxonomy places the organism in Eukaryota, Fungi, Ascomycota, Pichiomycetes, Pichiales, Pichiaceae. Gene Ontology annotation, molecular function: L-serine O-acetyltransferase activity; homoserine O-acetyltransferase activity. The record is from RefSeq and is a predicted model, not a curated record. Gene Ontology annotation, biological process: L-homoserine metabolic process. The transcript has a single exon. The coding region runs from base 1 to 1572 and encodes 523 amino acids.
AUGUCACAGUUGUUAAAGUCAAGAGUUCUCCUUGGUGAGAGAGCUCUGUGCAGAUCGUUCUUCGGAACUAAGGCAUUGGCCUUAAGAUAUAAGCAGGGUAAGACAGCAGGAUUCAGUACUACUAGAAAGCAGAUGAAUCCAAAGCCAACGAGAUCAAACACAGCUGCAUCGGAUCCAUCCGUCAGCCAUAUCCAUGGAAAUCUCCAGAUGUCUUUCCCAUGCCUUGAAAAGAGUGAAAGGAAGUCCGAACGGUUGGUUGAGGAGGGCCCGGAGCCUGUUUAUUCUUCAAUCUCUGAUUUGAACGUUGAGGUUUACCACAGUUCCAAGCCGAUGUUUCUAGAUUUUGGCGGCUAUCUUCCCCAGUUCAACAUCGCGUACGAAACAUGGGGCCAACUCAAUAGUGAUCGGUCCAAUGCAGUUCUCAUACACACGGGACUUUCAGCAUCUUCCCACGCACACUCUACACGGAAAAACCCGGCAAAGGGUUGGUGGGAGGGCUUUAUUGGCCCGGGCAAGUACUUGGACACGUCAAAGUACUUUGUGAUCUGCUCGAACGUGAUUGGAGGAUGCUUUGGCUCGACGGGUCCGAUGUCGAUCGACCCAAUAACGAAAAACAGAUACGCAACCACUUUCCCAGUUGUGUCUGUCAAUGAUAUGGUGAGAGCCCAACACAGGAUGAUCAAAGAGCAGUUCGGCAUCAACAAGCUCUACUGCUCCAUCGGCGCGUCGAUGGGCGGUAUGCAGUCGCUUGCCUACGGUGCCGAGUUCAAGGAUGAGGUCGAAAAGAUCAUCAGCAUCUCUGGAUGUGCGAAAUCGCACCCUUACUCGGUUGCAAUGCGCUUCUGCCAGAGGCAGGUCCUUAUGAACGACCCGCUAUGGAAAAAGGGCAACUACUACAAUUCGAUUCCGCCUCAUACCGGUAUGAAGUUGUCGAGGGAGAUAGCCACCAUCACUUACAGGUCUGGUCCCGAGUGGGAGAAGAGAUUUGGUGUAGAGAGGGCUGACAGCUCCACCACCCCGGCACUUUGCCCAGAUCUUCUGAUUGAGACAUAUUUGGAUCAUGCAGGAGAGAAGUGGUGCUUGGACUUUGAUGCAAACUCCUUUUUAUACAUCUCGAAGGCCAUGGAUAUGUUUGAUUUGGGACGCAAGAGCACGCAAAAGUCGCUCGAGAGCAGGUCCCAGGCCCAGAGAAAGUACGGGGGUGAAAAUAUAGCAUUGAGUGACAUGGUGUACAAGCCGUCUGAAAUCUGCAAGUACGACCAGCCCAUUAAGGAAAACCGCAGAAGCAGGAGAUUUACACCAGAUGAGGCAAAGGAGGAUCUGAUCCAGGGUAUGGCACCACUGGCAGGAAAAGACACUCUUAUCAUAGGUGUCGAGUCAGAUAUUCUCUUCCCGGCUUGGCAGCAGCAGGAGAUUGUGGAUCUUUUAAGGGAGGCAUGCCGCAGAAAGGGACUACCUACGGAUAACAUCAGGCAUGUGGAGUUGAGCCAGCAGCAAAGUUACUAUGGCCACGACACAUUCUUGCUCACGUUGAACCACAUCGGUAACCCGGUGAAGGCCUUCUUGGGCUAG